CUGCGGGCCGGCCUGGACCAGCUGCAGGAGGGGGUGCUCCACCUCUCCGCGAGCUGCGCGAGGCCGUCGGCGUCGGUCCGCGGCCCGCCCAGCAGUACCUUGGCGCCAGCGCGCACACCGCGGGGUGCGCGCUGUGCGCGAGGGGACAGGCCGGGCUCGACGCGCGGUCGCCGCUGGACGACACGCCCGCCCUGGUGAAGGAGCUGCUGCUCGGCCAGGGCGCACCGGCCCGCGGCCUGGCCCCCGACGAGCCCCCGCCGAGGAGAGAAGUACGUGCCGCCUCCGAGAAGAUGACGGAAUGA
Molecule: messenger RNA, 302 nt
Organism: Prorocentrum cordatum
Lineage: Eukaryota; Dinophyceae; Prorocentrales; Prorocentraceae
Source: the annotation of a GenBank genome assembly